AAUGUUCAUGCAAUUUUGAAUGUACGCUGGUCCCACUAAUGCCUAAGUUUGUCUCAGUCUUACGAUAGGUCACAUGACGAUCUUGCAAUAUCAAUUGGCGCACAGCAUCAAUGGUUUUUGGGACAACAACUGAUUUUGGACGACCUUCACAAAAUUCGUUUCGGUUGAAUUCACCAUGCCUUCAAAAACCACUGAUCUAAUAUGGAGCUUUGUCGCCAAAAAUUGAAUUAAGUUCAUCGAUGCACUGUUAUUGAGAUAAGAACCUUAAGCUACCUACGCUUUACUCCUUCGAUGAUUACGAUGAGUGUUUCUUUAAUGUCACUCCAUCGCUGCCUUCCACAUAUUGCAUGGUCUAUGCAGAAGUGCAGCCAGAUAAUUCAUCGGAGCUGUGGCAAAAAAUCACUCUACAUAAUGAGUACAAAUUUAAUUAUGCUAGAAACAAAUUAUUCUUUGGAGUGUGUUUGAACAAAUGUAUGCGCUUUCUAAGAUCAGAGGCUGAUAAUGAAACCCAUAAUAAAGGUGGAUCAUUGGACAAGGAGGUUGUUGAAUUUUUCCAAACAGUCCAUAAACGACCAUUGGAUAUAGAAAUGCGUGCGAACCAUUCAUCGAUGAUUCAAAGAUGUUUAAAUGAGGAAUUUGAAAAAGAAUAUGACUUAAAACUGGAAACCUUCAUUGAGUAUUGCGAAAGAGGCCCAGAGGCCAAGCCCAUUGAAGAAGAUAUGGCCACCAGUGUCUUUAACAAUACAGUCAAAGGCAUCCUACUUUUGGUUUUUUGUUCAUCAGUUUAUGAUUAUUUUUUAAAGUCUCAACAAAUGGAUAAAAAUCAUACUAAUGACUUUUACAAAACAAAUUACACAGAUGCAGCAUCGGCAAUCUUGACAUCCUUCUCAUUGGCCCGAAACUAUUAUCGUCUUACUCAGCCUGCUCGCGGCACAAUUGGUAAUGAGUUCUCUUUUCUUGAUGGUUUACGUUCGAAUUGCCUUCUAAUAGUACUAAUGGGUCACAAUUUUUAUCUGGAGUUUCUCCAUAUUAAAAAUCCGGAAUACUUUGAAAAUAUUGGAAAAACUAACGUCGGCUUAUCUGCCUUAAAUGGGACGACUAUAAUCGAAAUAUUCAUGGUGAUGAGUGGCCUACUGCUGUAUUUAAAAUUUCAUAAGUCAUCUAGUGUUACACCUCAUUCAACUUGGGGACAAUGCUUGCGCCAAUUAGCACUCAUAGUUGUUGGUCGUUUUCUGAGAUAUUUGCCUUCUGUGGCUUUGCUCACUUUGUUUAAUGCCUCGGUUUUGAGCACACUUACAGAUGGCCCCUUUUGGCGGCAUAUAAGUGAACCAAGCCGCAUAUUAAGUCGAGAAAAUUGGUGGCACAAUAUUUUCAUGAUAAAUAAUUUCACAAUGAAAUAUUCCUCGAGUCUCCAUACCUGGUACAUUGCAGCAGAUAUUCAGUUAUUUGCAUUUUAUACCUUGGUUUUAACUAUCACAUCAAAAUACCCCCAGUACAAGAAGCGUAUUCUGGUGACUUUAUCCAUUUUGGCCGUACUUAUUCCUACCAUGAUCAGUUAUCUUUUGAAACUGGAGGCCCUUUUAGUCGUUAAGCCCGAGAACCUUCGCUAUGGGUAUUUUUAUAAUGAUAAAUUAUUCAAAUACUUGUACACUCCUUUCUACAACAAUUUGGGCGGAUAUAUCUUUGGUAUUUGGUGUGGAGACCUAUACACGAAUUACCUCAGCAAGCCAGAAAUCCAACGCAAAAUACGCGGUGUGCUGAAAUACGAAAUAACCUUUUGGCUAAUAUUUCCAAUUGCCGCUGGCAUUACUCUAGCGGGCACACGGAUGAUUUUCCAGCAACCAUCCGUAUGGACGGCACUUUUUAGUGGUUUGAAUCGAAAUUUAUGGAUUGUCUUUGUCUGCGGCAUACCUGUGCUGGGAAUGACCUGCAAGGCAGGAAAAAUUGCUUAUGAAUUUUGCUGUUUACCCUUAUUCCGAGUUUUGGGACGCUUAUCAUUCCAAGUGUAUUUAUGGCAUGGAAUAAUUUUACAGAUCAUCAAUGGAUACCAGCGCCAACCACACUAUGUUACAGAUAUGUACUAUACUGGCCAAGGAAUGACAAUGUUUAUGUUAUCAUUAAUUACGGCAUUUUUCGCAUGUCUGUUAGUGGAAUAUCCUUUUGGCCAAAUUUUGGAUGUAUUAAUAGUCAAAUUAAGAGCAAAACCGGAAGAUCCACGAAACUCAAAAAAGUCUAACUAAUUCGGAUAAUCAAAAAAAUAGAAAUAUUGUACAUUAGGGUGGGGCGAUUCGUAUGGAAAGAAUAAAAUCUUGAUGGUUGCUUCGCGUUUCCGAUUCCUGGGAUUGUACUGAGCAAAAAAGUCCAAUAGACCAUAUGUCUACGGGGAAAAUCGUGAUUCCUGAUUUUAACUUGCAUUUUUAUUUCAAAGACUAUUAUCAUGCUUUAUUUGAUAUUUUAGACUAUAACAGCCAAGCCAUUGAGUUUUUUGAUCCCAAACUGAGGCAAUAGUUAAGAAUUCUCUAGUACGUAGCAAAAGCAUUGGAACGUCCCUUCAGGCAGUUUUGGCUUUGUGAAAGUGCAAAUUUUUCUUGAAAAUAUGGAUAAAUUACCAUUUUCAGUUGUACAUAUCACAAAAUCAUAAAAAUGUUCUAUAUCUUAAUUUUAGUCUAUUUUCUUAUUUUAUUCUAUUUAUUUUUGUAUUUCUUAUUUUUUAUUAUUCUAUUGUUUUCAGUUUGUUUGGCUCAUAUUUGU
This is a messenger RNA of Stomoxys calcitrans (stable fly), 2751 nucleotides long. RefSeq names its product nose resistant to fluoxetine protein 6. The coding region runs from base 348 to 2240 and encodes 630 amino acids. NCBI's taxonomy places the organism in Eukaryota, Metazoa, Arthropoda, Insecta, Diptera, Muscidae. The record is from RefSeq and is a predicted model, not a curated record. The transcript has 12 exons. Gene Ontology annotation, molecular function: acyltransferase activity, transferring groups other than amino-acyl groups.